This is a messenger RNA of Poeciliopsis prolifica (blackstripe livebearer), 1004 nucleotides long. RefSeq names its product basic leucine zipper transcription factor, ATF-like 3 (gene batf3). Lineage: Eukaryota; Metazoa; Chordata; Actinopteri; Cyprinodontiformes; Poeciliidae. The record is from RefSeq and is a predicted model, not a curated record. Gene Ontology annotation, cellular component: nucleus. Gene Ontology annotation, biological process: regulation of transcription by RNA polymerase II. Gene Ontology annotation, molecular function: RNA polymerase II cis-regulatory region sequence-specific DNA binding; DNA-binding transcription factor activity, RNA polymerase II-specific.
GGUUUUAUUGCUCAGAAAUGACUUUUUUUUUUUUUUUAACAUAUUUAUACAAAUUAUUUGAAUGUGUCAAAACUCUGGUGUCUAUUAUUCCUGAUGCUCCAGGAAACUUUGCAGGUUUUUCAGUUUCUAAUAAUUAAACUUUUUAAACUGAUGUGGCAGAAAAACGUUUCUUUGCUUUUCUUCAUUUCGUCAUGUUUGGAUGAACUGAACUUCACAGAUUAAUCUAAAAUAUUGGUCUGUUUCUGGAACCGGAGCGGAUCUCUAGACUUGCUGCAGUCUGGACCCGUCCCACCUGUGGGGUCAGAGGUCACCGGAGUCACCUGACUUCUGGAAACCAGAGUUUCUGUGUAGCGUGGGAAGUGAAAGGCGAUGUGAAACCGCUGCAGGUCCAGUCCGCGCCGCGCCUCCUUCUGCUCCGGAUCGUCGUUCUGAGCGCUCAGCAUGUCGGAUCCGUCCAGCCAGCAGCAGCCGGGUCGGGCCGCUCACCUGGGCGGCGGAUGGACGGGUCUGAAGGACGAAGGCCGGAGGAUGAAGAGGAGGGAGAAGAACCGAAUGGCCGCUCAGAAGAGCCGCAAGAGACAAACGCAGAGGGCCGAGCUGCACCAGGCCUGCGAGCUGCUGGAGCAAAGAACAGGAAGCUGAAGAGAGAGGUGGAUUUCGCUCUCUGAGGAGCAGAACUUCCUGUCUGAGGCUCUCAGAGCUCAUGAACCUUUCUGUCCCAUCAUGCAUUGCUCCUUCACCUCCUCCAGCCUGCAGCCUGACGCCGCGGCUCGCGCAGUCUGAGCUCAGUGACCUUUCUGACCUUUCACAUCUGGAUCCAGCUGCCAUAAAAUGAACUAACUUGCCACCAGAGGGCGCCGUUUAUCCUCCAUCAGCUGCUGGCAGGCGGCGGGACUCUGCUGCCCCCUCGUGGCGGUGGGGAGUUAUCACAUCCAGGAUUCUUAAUGUCAUCAGAAUGUAUAAAAAUAAAUUAAUUGGUCAAUAAAAAUGACUGAAUAAAUACA